Messenger RNA from Colletotrichum spaethianum, 1314 nucleotides. RefSeq names its product NADPH dehydrogenase afvA. The transcript is spliced from 2 exons. Gene Ontology annotation, molecular function: NADPH dehydrogenase activity; NADP binding; FMN binding. The record is from RefSeq and is a predicted model, not a curated record. Gene Ontology annotation, cellular component: intracellular anatomical structure. Bases 1 to 1314 code for a protein of 437 amino acids. NCBI's taxonomy places the organism in Eukaryota, Fungi, Ascomycota, Sordariomycetes, Glomerellales, Glomerellaceae.
AUGCCGAGCACCGCCAACAAGGCCGCCCCAGGCGUGCCGUUUUAUACCCCGGCCCAGGAGCCUCCUGCCGGCACCCCGGUCAACACCUCAUCCGCGCCAACGCUCUUCAAGCCCCUCAGAAUCCGCGACGUCACUCUGAACAACCGCAUCUGGGUCUCCCCCAUGUGCCAGUACUCGGCCGAGGACGGCCACCUGACGGACUACCAUCUCGUGCACCUGGGCCAGUUCGCGCUGCACGGCGCCGCGCUAACCAUCAUCGAGGCCACGGCCGUCGAGGCGCGGGGCCGCAUCUCUCCCGAGGACGUCGGGCUGUGGAAGGACUCCCAGGUCGCGCCACUGAAGCGGGUUGUGGACUUUAUCCACUCGCAGAACCAGGCCGUGGGCAUCCAGCUCGCGCACGCGGGGAGGAAGGGGAGCUUGUUGGCGCCGUGGAUCACGGAGACGCGGGGCAAGGCGCUCGCGCACGAGAGCGAGGGCGGGUGGCCGGACGACUGCGUUGCGCCGAGCGCGAUCCCGUACACCGAGGACUGGGCCACGCCGCGGGAGCUGACCGUCGAGGAGAUCCAGGGCCUGGUCAAGGGCUUUGCCGACGCGGCCAAGAGGGCGAUUGAGGCGGGCGUCGAUGUGAUUGAGAUCCACGCCGCCCACGGGUACCUGUUUACCGAGUUCCUCUCCCCUCUGAGCAACAAACGCACGGAUCAGUACGGCGGCAGCUUCGAGAACCGUACGCGCUUCCUUUUCGAGUCCCUCAAGGCCGUGCGCGACGCCAUCCCGUCCGGCACGCCGCUCUUCGUCCGCAUCUCGGCGACGGAGUGGAUGGAGUACGCCGGCAACCCCUCCUGGACGAUCGAGGACUCGAUCAAGCUCGCCAAACUCCUGCCGGAAGCCGGCGUCGAUUUGUUGGACGUCUCCUCCGGCGGCAACAACCCGGCGGCCAAGAUGGUGAUCGAGCCGUACUACCAGGUCAGCCUUGCGGGCCGUAUCCGCGCGGCGCUGGAGGCCGAGGGCAAGAAGCUCCUCAUCGGCGCCGUGGGCAUGAUAAGCAGCGGCGAGAUGGCGCGGAGCAUCGUCCAGGCCAAGAAGGCGAAGGAGUACGCCGGCACGGAGACCAACGGGCAAAAGGCAGCCGAGCAGGGGAACGUGGCGACGCUGGAGGUUGAUGAGGAGCACGGGCAGGUGACGCAGGCGGACGCGGUGCUCGUCGCGCGGCAGUUCCUGCGGGAGCCCAACUUUGUGUACAAGAUUGCGGACGAGAUUGGGGUGAACAUUAAGUGGGCGAACCAGUACGAACGAGCGCCGCGGAGGAAGCAUUGA